CCCAAUCAACGACGCCCCAAUCAACGACGCCCCAAGUCAACGACGCCCCAUUCAACGACGCCCCAGUUCAACGACGCCACAAUCAACGACGCCACAAUCAACGACACCACAAAAAGCAACGACACCACAAAAAGCAACAACACCACAAAAAGCAACAACACCACAAAAAGCAACAACACCACAAAAAGCAACAACAGCACAAAUAACUACGACACAAUCAACAACCUCACAAUCAACAACAACACAUUCAACAACGCCACAUUCAACAACGCCACAUUCAACAACGCCACAACCAACCACAACACAAACAACAACAACAGGCAUACAAAACCCAUGUAUAUGGUAUACCGGGUACCACAGUUUAAAACAAAACGUUUAUGGUUAUGAUAAUGAAUCUAUAACUCUGCACCAGGAACUGUUUUCUUGCAAAUUGCCACAGUCUAUUCAAUGUAGAACUGUUAUUGGAAAAGUCGAACUUAAUAGGAACAACGCCCAAGGAAUUUAUUGCAACUUAGACAUUGGUCUAUUGUGUACAAAUUCAAGUUUUAAAUGCCCAGAUUUUGAAAUACAAUUGAAAUGUUUUAAUGAAUCAUGCUAUACAACUGUACAAGAAAUAACAACUGUACAAAAAACAACAACUGUACAAGGAACAACAACUGUACAAAAAACAACAACUGUACCAGAAACAACAACUGUACCAGAAACAACAACAACUGUACAAGGAACAACAACAACUGUACAAGGAACAACAACAACAGAAAGUACUAUUUUAGCAUGCAAAGGCAUGCCACCUGAAACAUCAUGCUUAAGUUGUGAGAAAGAACAUUAUUGUUUCAAUGGUUCCUGUAUUCCUGAAGAGCUCUGUCCAUGUGCAUAUGAGGGCACAUACUACCAGAAUGAGACGUGGACAACUGGUAAACCUGGAAAUUGCAAGGAAUGUAACUGCUCAUAUGGCAAUACCCUUUGCAACAUGCCAAAUUGUGAAAUUAAACCUGAAAACUGUGACAAAAAAAAACAAAAAUAUGUGAAAUUCAAUCCAAAAACUUGCUGUGGCUCUUGUCAAUGCAGUUGCCCAUCUGGUAGCAGUUUAUGCAGUUCUAAUCCUUGUAAAUGUUUGAGUAGUAACAAAUGGUGUGACGGAAUUAAUGAUUGUAAUGGUUACGAUGAAAUAAAUUGCAAUUUUACAACAGCAGUGACCACAACAGGCUACGUAUCAUCAACUACACAAGAAACAACAACAACAACUGGGCCAACAGUUUGUACGUACAAAGGAAAAAUUUACCAAGUUAAUGAAGAAAUAACAGACUCAGAUGGAUGCACAACUUGUGUCUGUCAAGAAGAUGGUUCUAUGUUCUGCCAUUCUGAUAAAUGUCAUCCAGAAUGUAUAAUGUUUACUGGUAAUGGGUUUAAAACCUAUGAUGGAUAUUUUUAUAACCAAUCCAUUUGCGACCAUGUAUUAACAAAAGACUGUGACGGCGGUACAUUCGAAGUAAUUGUUUCAGAAGAUUGUUCGCUUAACAAUUGCACUCGAAGUGUUACAGUAACCAGUAAAAGCACAAUUAAACUGCAAAAUUCCUAUUCCGUUAUAAUAAAUGGAUUCCGUUUUGAUUCUAAAUCGUAUAAACAAUUUUCGGGUCAAGCACAUACAAUGUUUCGGAAACAUGGUUUUCAUAUUUACUCUGUUGGAAAUGAAAUUGUUGUAAAAGGAGCAAAAUUUACUGUUUUUUGGCAACCGAGAUCGCAACAAGUUCGUGUGGAAGUUAAACAAAGUACUGCAGGAAAAUUAUGUGGUUUAUGUGGAGAUAACAACAACAAUGCAAACAACGAACUGACGAAACGUGACAAAAAUAUCACUAACAGCAUUAAAGAGUUUGUUGGCUCUUGGGCAUUGUCGAAAUGUAACAAUUCAAAAUGCGAAAACUUGGAUUAUUGUCCAGACAUGGAGUCAUAUUUUCCGAAAUGCCGAAAUUUUUUUUCGGCGGAAAAUUAUUCGGCUACUUGUAAAGAUGCCAUAUGUAAAUGCGCUCAGAAUAUGACAUUACGAGACUGUGAGUGCUUGGCAAUGGCAGAAUACGUGUCUACUUGCCACAGGCUAGCCGGUAAAGCUCUUUACGAAAACUGGAGAUCUAUUCAAGGGUGUGGUUGCAACUGCAAAGCACCGAAAAUUUGCAAAGAAUGCGGAAGUGGUUGCCCAGUAACUUGCUCUAAUAUCAUGGAAUAUUCUAACACACAAGACAGAGAGAAAAACUGCAAUAGUUCUUGCAUAAGCGGCUGUUUUUGUCCGGAUAAUAUGGUUUUAGAUGGGUUGGAAUGUGUGAAACAAGAAAAAUGUCCAUGUGUUUGCAAGGGUAAUGGUGCUAAACACAUUACAAAAUUUGACAAACAAUUUUACACUUUUGAGGGUAAUUGUACAUAUAUACUGUCUCGUUCCAAGCCAAACACAUAUCCAAAGUAUGAAAUUUUUGGCAACAUAUCAAACUGCGAUUUCCAACCACCAACAAAAUGCUUAAAUUCCAUUAUUUUGAGAUUUAAUUCAACUGAAGAAAUUAUACUCAUGAAAAAUUUGAAGGUUUCUGUUAAUGGCCUUGUAACUAGUGCUCCGGUUAACAUAACAAGUGACAUACAAGUGACAGUUAAAAGUCAAGAGACGCUACAACUGGUCAUAAAAAGUGUCCAAAUUAUUAUAACAUAUAAACACUUGGAAAACGGUUUUACAAUUAAAGUUCCAAUUACACGAUAUCAUAAUAAAACCGAAGGGCUGUGCGGUAACUGCAAUGUACAGCCAACCACAAACAACACACAUGGUUUUUGGAAUAAUUGGAAAAUAAAUGACUCCAGUUGUGUGACCCCUCCCGAACCCCCCACCCCCCCUCCAUGCAAAAACGAGACUAAAAAAACGUGCGACAAAAUCGAAAACCUGUUUAAAAAAUGCAACAUAGUCAUAGACCCUGCACCAUACAUUUCGUCAUGUAAAUACGAUGUAUGUGAUAACAUGGGACCAUGCUAUGCUAUAAAAGCAUAUUCAGAAGACUGCAAACAAGCAGGAGUGUGCACUAAAUGGCAAAAUAACAUGCAAGAAUGUGCUUACAAAUGCAAUGCGCCAAUGGUUUAUGAAGAAUGCGGAACUGUCUGCAAUAAUUCAUGUCCCUUGGAGCAAAAUACAGACACCUGUUCUGAAAAUGGCGGCUGCAAAUGCCCAGACAGUUACAUUUCACACCAAGGAACCUGCAAAAAAAUAACUAAUUGCACCUGUGUGGCAUGCCCUCUCACACCCCCAACAAUAUGUCCAAGUCCUCAUCAGAAACUAAUACCAAAUAAUGACUGUUGUAAUACAAGCGAUUGCGUGUGUCAGUCAUGCCCGGAACUACCACCUUGCCCAGCGGGCCAAACUGCUCAAGAUACAAUUGACCCUAUUUGUGGUUGUAUGAUUAGAAAUUGCACACAAAAAUUUUGCCCUAACGGAAAACCAGUUGGUUCAACAUGGAAAAGAAACAACUGCAGUACUUGUGAAUGUAAAGCUGUUGAUUUUAUGUCCUGCCGGGAAAAAACAUGUUCGGAUUUUGAUCAAAAAUGUCCAUUGAAAUACAUUGAAUGGGACUCCGAUCACUGCUGUAGAAAAUGUAAUCAGCCAGUAAACAACUGCGCUGUCGAAAACUACACUGAUAUUAUAACUGUUGGAAAUUGUAGAAGUGCAACACCUGUUGAUAUAGCCAACUGCACUGGACAAUGUACUUCUACUUCAAGAUACGUCAAAAACAUACUACAUACCGACUGCCGAUGCUGUGUACCAAAUGUACCAAAAGAACCAAAUGAAACCGUGGUACUAGAUGUCCAAAUGUUAUGCACAAAUGGGACAAUAUACACACACAAGCUCACAAAAAUUACGUCAUGCAACUGUUCAAGCAAAACGUGUCUCUAGCUAUGUAAUACGACAGACACUAAAAUU
Molecule: messenger RNA, 3946 nt
Organism: Ciona intestinalis (vase tunicate)
Lineage: Eukaryota; Metazoa; Chordata; Ascidiacea; Phlebobranchia; Cionidae
Source: RefSeq, a predicted model, not a curated record